Molecule: messenger RNA, 708 nt
Organism: Phycomyces blakesleeanus NRRL 1555(-)
Lineage: Eukaryota; Fungi; Mucoromycota; Mucoromycetes; Mucorales; Phycomycetaceae
Exons: 1
Coding region: 1-708 (235 amino acids)
Source: RefSeq, a predicted model, not a curated record
AUGUCUACUCAUGGCUCAUUGUCCACUAAUGGCAUUCGCUCAGGACCAUGGAAUGGAGUCAAUCGAUCUCUUCACAAUUCCAACACACGACCUACCAAAUGUAUCAUAAAAGCUCUCCCACUGUUCAAUUCUCCCGAAAGUGAGGUUCUUCUCAAGCAGGUCGCCAUUGAUGCGGCCUGGGCUCGUUUGGUCCACCCAUUAAGCGUUAUAUUCAAUGUCGGCAAGAUCGCCAGUGACCAUGAAUUUUGUGAAAUCAUGGUUCAGACGCUUGGAAGUGCUGGUUCAUAUAUUCCUCGCUAUUCCAAGACAAAAGACCUCAUGGUGGAGGUUCUCUUCAGCAACCCUGAAACACGACGCAAAGCAACAACCACCGGACUCGACGUCAAAGGAUCUCGAAUCGUAGCAUUCCCUGGCUUUUCCUCGGGCGACAAUAUCAUAAAGGUUGAUCUUUGCAAUAUCCCUGCUUGUGACGCUAACAUAGAACUACGCGAGCCUCUUAAGGCGGCAAUGGAGUCUUAUGGAAAGGUUAUUGAUAUUCGCGCCUACGUCGACCAUUAUGAUCAAUUCCGCGGCAAGGCAACCGUUUUUUUGGAUAUUUCUGCCAAUGCCUAUCCCAAACCCCUUCACUCCCAGAUCCGUCUUGGUGGGUGUUUCAAUGCUACCAUAUCGGCCCGUUCAAAGAUAUUUAAAGGAAUCAAUAGCAUAUAA